Messenger RNA from Triplophysa dalaica, 1328 nucleotides. It is a transcript of the gene lepa, whose product is annotated as leptin a. Lineage: Eukaryota; Metazoa; Chordata; Actinopteri; Cypriniformes; Nemacheilidae. Gene Ontology annotation, molecular function: hormone activity. Gene Ontology annotation, biological process: signal transduction. Gene Ontology annotation, cellular component: extracellular region. The record is from RefSeq and is a predicted model, not a curated record. The transcript has 3 exons. The coding region runs from base 496 to 1008 and encodes 170 amino acids.
AUGAGGUGUUAGCAAGGCUCUUAAGCCACAGAUUUUCCAAAGUUUACACUGACACCCACAGUAUUUGCAUAAGGAUCUGGUCGAUAAGUGGACGUGCGUUUCUGUGACUCCAUUUGGCAAGUUCCUUAAAAGGUGCAUCCUGGGACAACCCCCUACGUUGGCUUUCCCUGGCCACAAAUCCAGAGCGAUCACACAAACUGUACUGCAUGUGUUACAGUGAUGGAUAUUUGCAGCACACACUUGUGUGUGAGAUGGGUUGUGUUGUGUUUGCGGGGCAAGCGGGGGUGCUGUCCCCCCUCGUGCUGUUAUGUACCGGGAGAAUCAGGCAAAGAAAGGCUGAGGUGAUUCAUACGUGAGUCAACAUCUAUCAGCUAUAUAAGCCUGACCACUCAUGGAUCCUGGGCAUGACACAGUCUUCACAUUUCAAAGGUUUUUCUGCAAAGACACACAAACCUCGACACAGAAAGUGUGCAUUCAGACCACGACACAGAAAGUAUGCAUUCUGCUCUCGUGUACACCUGCAUUUUUAGCAUGCUCAGUCUGGGUCGCAGUAUUCCAGUCCCUUCGGAAACCCUGAAAAACAUGGUCAAACUGCAGGCAGAGACCAUCAACGCCAGAAUCCAGGAACACAACGAGAAGCUAAAACUGUCUCACAAGCUUCUUAUUGGGGAUCCUGAGCUCUACCCCGAGGUUCCUGUCGAUAAACCCAUCCAAGGGCUGGGGUCCAUAGUGGACACACUAACCAUCUUCCAAAAGGUUCUUCACAGUCUUCCCAAGGGGCACGUGAGCAAGUUGCACACUGACGUGUCCACUCUGCAGGGUUACCUGGAGGACAUGAUGUCUUCGAUGCGUUGCCCGCUCAUAAAGAGGGCCAAUGAUAAGUCAUUGGAAGCGUUUUUGAAAGAAAAUGCCUCCCAUCACAUCACCGUUGGCUAUAUGGCGUUAGACAGACUAGAGAAAUUCAUGCAGCAGCUUAUUGUCAGCCUGGACCAGUUGAAGACCUGCUGAGUACCGCUCUCUGUUUGCCAUUGUUGUAGCAUUCUUAAAUAAUAUUUAUUAUAUUUAUUUAAAUCACUAUAUAUUUAUAUACCAAAGCAGCUUUUUGGCACAUUUUGAUACAUAUGAAGAGAUACAAGUCUAAAGCUUCUCCCGGUUGUUAAAAAAACGUGUACUGCAACCACAGAGGCUAGCACUCUGUUCCUCGAGCACAUUACGUCAUUAUUUAAGCUCCGGUUUCGCGCAUGCUGACAUCAGCAUGCUCAGUCAUGUCACAGUUUACCAGAAGAGCCACGUCAUGAGUCUGCUGGGAAGCUCAGAUCAUGUUCCAC